Neurospora tetrasperma FGSC 2508 is the source of this 1709-nucleotide messenger RNA. RefSeq lists its product as uncharacterized. The transcript is spliced from 3 exons. Bases 57 to 1484 code for a protein of 475 amino acids. The record is from RefSeq and is a predicted model, not a curated record. Gene Ontology annotation, molecular function: catalytic activity. Lineage: Eukaryota; Fungi; Ascomycota; Sordariomycetes; Sordariales; Sordariaceae.
AUCUUACCACACCACAACCACAACCCGCCUCGUCAACAACAACAACAACCGCGAACAUGGCGCCUUCUAAAAUCCGCAUCGCUACCGCCUCCCCCUCCACCCAAUCCACCACCCCCGAAACCCUCUCGCAAAUUUCCCACCUCGCCCGCCGCGCCGCCUCCAAUCAUGUUGACAUUCUCCUCCUCCCCGAGGCCUACAUUGGCGGCUACCCGCGCGGCACCAACUUUGGGUGCGUUAUGGGCUCGCGGUCGGCCGAGGGGAGGGACGAGUACCUCCGGUACUUCCAGGCCGCGGUAGAUUUGGGGGAUAUCGUUGGGGAAGGGGGUGCCGGGGGGCUGGAGAAGUGGGUGCGGAGGGAGUUGGUUGGUGAUGAGAUUCAGGGAAGGGUGCAGGAGGGGGACAAGGGGGACAAGGUGAAGAACAAGAGGGGGGAUGGGACCAGGGAGGAGUUGGAACGUAUCGCGAGGGAGACGGGGGUGUUCUUGGUGACGGGGUGUAUCGAGAAGGCGGGCGGGAGUCUCUAUUGCAGUGCGGUUUAUUUGUGUCCGAAGAUGGGCAUGAUUGGGAAGAGGAGAAAGGUUAUGCCUACCGCUAUCGAACGACUAGUUUGGGCCCAAGGUUCUCCCGCCACCCUUCGCGCCGUUAGCACCGUCAUCCGCGGCGUCCGCGUCAACCUCGCCGCUGCCAUCUGCUGGGAGAACUACAUGCCCAUGCUUCGCCAAUCGCUCUACUCGCAGAACAUCAACCUUUAUCUUGCUCCGACCGCCGACGGCCGUGACACAUGGCUACCCCUGAUGAAGACCGUUGCCAUUGAAGGCCGGUGCUUUGUUGUCAGUUCCAACAUGUGUGUGCGCAAAGAUGGAGACAAGCAACAAGCCAAGACCAACGGUGGCCCCGCUCUCGCCCAGCAGCAGGAGCAACAGCAGCAAACCGGCACGAGCGCCAUCGCCGACCCCUCGCCGUAUUCUCACAACGACAGUCACAGCCGUCCCAAGCAUAUCCGCAGACAGUCCAUCUUCGACGAAGACGGCAACGAGAUCGUCCUGCCCUGCUGCAACGAGCAAGGUGUUGUUGAAGUCGAGGCGGAAGCCGGGGUUGACGACGAGGCCGUGUCCACCACGACGGCCAAGACUUCCUUGUCUUCUGCUGCUACUCCAGCAGCAUCGGUUCCGGCUCCGGCUCUGGCACCCAAGCCGGAAAACAAUGGGAAAACGUUCAAGUCCCCUGUUAUUGAUAGGUCCACUGGUGCCAAGACGGCGGAAGAGUUUGUGUCUCGUGGUGGCUCGGCGAUUGUCUCGCCGUUUGGAGACGUGCUUGCCGGUCCGCAGUGGGAGGAUGAUGAGGGGAUUAUAUGGGCGGAUGUUGACUUUGAGGAUUGUAUCCGCGGACGGCUGGAUUUGGAUACUGCGGGGAGUUAUUCGAGGAACGACUCCUUCAAACUCACGGUCGAAGGCCUUGACUUGUCGCCUUUGCCGUACCAAUGAGAAUGGUUUUGGUCAUGCCGGUAUUUUGGAUGCGUUGAAAAAUGCAGUCGAAGAUGCGAGACUUCUGUGGACGAAUUGACUAAGCCGUAUUCUCUCAACAUCUCGUACUGUCGCUAGAUACUCUUCCAUUGAACACUCAUCAAUGUCAAGCGGGCCAACUCUACAUGUUGUAUUACCCGACUACUCUAGUAUUACAGUCCAUUACUGGUUUGUUUGUUAGCUCGA